This is a messenger RNA of Wasmannia auropunctata (little fire ant), 711 nucleotides long. Its product is annotated as ornithine decarboxylase 2-like. NCBI's taxonomy places the organism in Eukaryota, Metazoa, Arthropoda, Insecta, Hymenoptera, Formicidae. Gene Ontology annotation, molecular function: ornithine decarboxylase activity. The annotation marks the transcript as partial. Gene Ontology annotation, cellular component: cytoplasm. The record is from RefSeq and is a predicted model, not a curated record. The transcript has 2 exons.
AUUUGCUGCAGUGUCGUCUCAGCUUCUGAACGUUUAGCAAAUUCCCCAGUUACACUAUACGCAGUCGAGUUUCUUGCUCAAUAUGAGGGCAACUUUCAUGAAAAGCAAUUACGGAGAUUUUCCGAACGAUAUCGAUCUAAAUUCCUUUUUACUGCAAGCGAUGUCCUAGACGAUAUAUCUGCAUGUUGCAGGAUAAGUCUUGAAAAACAUCCAUGAUGUGGAAACAGGUGUAGCAAAUGCCUCCGCGCGACAUACAUCCAGGAUCGUCAUACGCAUACGCUGCGACCCGAAGGACUCGCCGGUAUCGUUGGGAUUAAAAUUCGGCUCCGGACGAGGAAAUGCGUGCGUUUGAUGCAGCUCACGAAAGACAUCGGUCUAAAUUUGCACGGCUUCAGCUUCCAUGUCGGUAGCCCGUGCGUCGAGCUCGAGGCUUACGCCAGAGGUAUCGCAUUGUGCAAACAAUUAGUUACCGUCUCCAAGGCAAUCGGGUGCGACAAGGUGCAGUUGAUCGACAUCGGCGGUGGAUUUCCGGGCAUGAGCGGAACGGACGUUGACAUGUUCGCCAAUAUUAUCAACGAGGCGGUAAAGGAUGUUGAUCCUAACAUAAAAAUUAUCAGCGAGCCGGGAAGAUACUACGUAACUUCUGCCUUCACUUUAGCCUCGUAUUUGCAUUCCAAGAGAAUCGUUCCGAAGAACGGAGAAAUAAUGAGA